Molecule: messenger RNA, 1046 nt
Organism: Salvia splendens (bonfire salvia)
Lineage: Eukaryota; Viridiplantae; Streptophyta; Magnoliopsida; Lamiales; Lamiaceae
Product: single-stranded DNA-binding protein WHY2, mitochondrial
Exons: 7
Coding region: 211-888 (225 amino acids)
Biological process (GO): regulation of DNA-templated transcription; defense response
Molecular function (GO): single-stranded DNA binding
Source: RefSeq, a predicted model, not a curated record
CCCCAUGAACUAAUUUAAUUCGAUCAUCACUUGCUCUUGUUCUCACUCUAGGGUUUAGAACGAUCCUUUUCCUUUCUAGUCACAAAUUUUAGUUUCCAAACCAGAAAUGCCGUUGUUAGAACUUAGCACUGUUUCCUGUACUUGUUUUUCCUUUCUGUUUCUAAGCCUGAUAGGUCUAGCUUUCAUGAAUUGGUUUGCUGUUAGCUAGUUAUGAUUGUUCAUGGUAUGUUUGGCAUAGCUGCUACUGACUUCAAAUUAUUGAGUGGCAGUGUCACCCAGGCAUGGAUGUCUACUGCUACGGUGAAUUUCGAGCCCAGUGCUAGAAUAUUUGCACCUUAUUCAAUUUACAAGGGUAAAGCUGCAUUGUCAGCUGAUCCCCUUCUCCCCAAGUUUACUAAAUUGGAAACUGGGGAUUACAGAGUUGAACGCCGUGGUGUCAUCAUGUUAACAUUUUGGCCCUCAAUUGGUGAACGCAAAUAUGAUUGGGAGAAAAGGCAGAAAUUUGCUCUGUCCGCCACGGAAGUUGGGUCCCUGAUCAAUUUGGGUCCAAAAGAUUCAUGUGAAUUCUUCCAUGACCCAUCAAUGCUAUCAAGUAAUGCAGGUCAAGUUAGAAAGAGUCUAUCAAUUAAAGCACAUGCUGAUGGUAGUGGUUACUUUGUUUCUCUGAGUGUUGUCAACAAUGCUGUCAACACAAAUGAUCGGUUUGUUGUUCCUGUCACUGCUGCUGAGUUUGCUGUCAUGCGGACUGCUUUCUCUUUUGCUUUGCCUCACAUCAUGGGCUGGGACAAAACUGUGGCAAAGCUCCCUUUUAGCAGUAACCAUCAAGGUUCAGGUUCGGGUAUGGGUAUGGUGGUUCGUCAAGCUCAGACCUCUGAGUGGGAUCGAUAGAUCUUUUGCGAAAUCAUGUUUGUAAUCAUAUCCAUUUUCUUGAAUCUCAGACUGCUCAUAACUACUCUUCCCAAGUGGAUUAUAUAACCAUUUGCAAUUAACUAUUUCAGAGGAUAAUAUUUUCCCAUAUCUACAUAUCCACCUAAUGUAUAUGAAAA